CUAGUUAGACGCUUAAAGCUGUCCAGCAGCACCCUUUUAUAGAAACAAACAGACCCGUGACACACUAUUUAUGUAUCUGUGUAAUACUGUGCUGUACACUGGCAGGGUUUAAGCAAUAGCAAGCUGCUGCAUUCACUUUGGGGAUCAUGUUCUGAUUCUCAGAAUCACUUGAUAAAAAUCCAAUCUUUCAGGUUUAUUUCAUCUGGGUCUUGCUUUUUUCAUAGUUUCAAUGGCUUCUUCAAUGUUAAUUGGUGCUGAUAAUCUCGCCCUUUUCAAACCCAACUCAAUUUCCCCAAAUGGGCUGGCCUCUGUUAGGUCAGAUUUACAUGGGAAAGCCCAGUUUCCAAGAAUUUCCAUGGUUUCUUGUGGUAAAAAUCCAAUCUUUAGGCACAAGAAUUUGGUGACCCAGUGUAAUGUUUCAGCCUCAAGGCCUGCUUCACAGCCAAGAUUCAUACAGCAUAAAAAAGAGGCAUUUUGGUUCUAUAGGUUCUUGUCAAUUGUGUAUGAUCAUGUUAUUAAUCCUGGGCAUUGGACUGAGGAUAUGAGGGAUGAUGCACUUGAGCCGGCUGAUUUGAGUGAUAGGAAUAUGAUUGUGGUGGAUGUUGGGGGUGGUACCGGGUUUACGACAUUGGGUAUUGUGAAAAAUGUGGAUGCGAAGAAUGUGACUAUUCUUGAUCAGUCCCCUCAUCAGCUUGCUAAGGCUAGGGAAAAGAAUCCGUUGAAGGAGUGCAAGAAAAUUGAAGGGGAUGCUGAAGAUUUGCCGUUUGAAACUGAUUAUGCUGAUCGAUAUGUUUCUGCAGGGAGUAUUGAGUACUGGCCGGAUCCACAACGUGGAAUUAAGGAAGCAUACAGGGUUUUAAAGCUAGGAGGGAAAGCUUGCUUGAUUGGACCUGUCUACCCAACUUUUUGGUUAUCUCGGUUUUUUGCAGAUGCAUGGAUGCUCUUCCCGACAGAGGAGGAGUACAUUGAGUGGUUUGAGAAGGCAGGAUUUAAGAAUGUACAACUAAAACGAAUUGGCCCAAAAUGGUACCGUGGAGUUCGUCGACAUGGUCUGAUAAUGGGAUGCUCUGUCACUGGUGUAAAACCUGCAUCAGGCGAUUCACCCUUGCAGAUGGGUCCGAAGGUAGAGGAUGUGAGUAAACCAGCACAUCCAGUUGUUUUUCUCAUACGCUUCAUUCUCGGGGCCCUGGCAGGAACUUAUUACGUAAUUGUUCCAGUCUACAUGUGGCUUAAAGAUCAGGCUGUUCCAAAGGGUAGACCAAUAUGAGCGGAGAUUCUGAGUGCAUUUGGCAGGGUGGAUGGUGGAAGGGUAAUAGCUGGUGGAGUUGCUUGUAAACCUUUUCAAAUUAAAUAAUAAUUUAUGGGACUUGUUUGGAUUCUGUUUGAAUUUUCUUCAUUACUGGAACUGCACUCAAGAGUAAACUUAUUCUGAUUUAAGUUUCUGCA
Molecule: messenger RNA, 1446 nt
Organism: Daucus carota subsp. sativus
Lineage: Eukaryota; Viridiplantae; Streptophyta; Magnoliopsida; Apiales; Apiaceae
Product: 2-methyl-6-phytyl-1,4-hydroquinone methyltransferase, chloroplastic
Exons: 3
Coding region: 230-1267 (345 amino acids)
Biological process (GO): methylation
Molecular function (GO): 2-methyl-6-phytyl-1,4-benzoquinone methyltransferase activity
Source: RefSeq, a predicted model, not a curated record